Messenger RNA from Penicillium angulare, 1260 nucleotides. Its product is annotated as GTPase-activating protein RNA1. The transcript has a single exon. Gene Ontology annotation, molecular function: small GTPase binding; GTPase activator activity. The coding region runs from base 1 to 1260 and encodes 419 amino acids. NCBI's taxonomy places the organism in Eukaryota, Fungi, Ascomycota, Eurotiomycetes, Eurotiales, Aspergillaceae. Gene Ontology annotation, cellular component: nucleus; cytosol; perinuclear region of cytoplasm. The record is from RefSeq and is a predicted model, not a curated record. Gene Ontology annotation, biological process: nucleocytoplasmic transport; activation of GTPase activity.
AUGGCCCCUCCUAAGAUCUUCUCCCUUGACGGCAAAAGCCUCAAACUCGACACCGCAGAGGACAUCGAGGCUCACAUCAAGCCUCUGACCGAAAGCACCGACUACACCGAGGUUCACUUCGGCGGUAACACCCUAGGCAUUGGGGCCUCCGAGCGUCUUGCUGCUGUCCUCGCGACCCAGAAGAGCCUCGAAGUUGCUGACUUGGCCGAUAUCUUUACCUCCCGUCUUCUUUCUGAAAUCCCUCCCGCCCUGAAGGCCCUUCUCGAUGCCAUCCUCGAGAUCCCUACCGCUCAUACCAUUAACCUUUCCGACAACGCUUUCGGUCUCAACACCCAGGCUCCCCUGGUCGAUUUCCUGUCCAAGCACACCCCGCUCCGUCAUUUGAUCCUGAACAACAACGGUCUCGGCCCCGCUGCUGGAACUUUAAUUGCCGAUGCCCUGAGCAAGCUCGCUGAGCGUAAGGAGGAAGCUCGUAAGGAGGACAAGGAGGUUGCCGCUCUGGAGAGCAUUGUUUGCGGUCGCAACCGUCUUGAGAAUGGCAGUAUGGAGGCGUGGGCCCGUGCCUACGAGAAGCACUCUGCCGGCCUCAAGUCAGUCAAGAUGACCCAGAACGGUAUUAGACAAGAGGGUAUCUCGCACCUGCUCAAGAACGGUCUCCGUCACGCCCACUCCCUGGAGGUUCUGGAUCUACAAGACAACACUUUCACCGUCAUUGGAUCUACUGCUCUGGCUAGUGUUCUGGAAGGCUGGCCAUCUCUCCUUGAGUUGGGUGUCGGCGACUGUCUUCUUUCCGCUCGUGGUGGUGUCAAGGUUGCUGAGGCCCUUGCUGCCAACAAGAACCAGAAGCUGCAGACCGUGCGCUUUCAGUACAACGAGGUUAAGGCUGACUGUGUCAAGGCGCUUGCCCACGCUGCCAAGACCGCUCUCCCCAGUCUGCGUCGUGUCGAGCUGAACGGCAACAUCUUCUCUGAUGAGGAUGAGAACAUUACUGCGCUGAAGGAGCUCCUUGAGGCUCGCCAGGAGGAGCACGGCACCGACGAUGACCCCGAAGAUACCUGGGGUGUUGAUGAGCUCGACGAGCUUGAGUCAGAGGAUGAGGAUGAGGAAGAGGACGAAGAGGAGGAAGAGGAGGACGAGGACGAGCGCAAGGCCGAAAAGGAUCUGAAGGAAGCCGAUCGUGCCGAGGAAGAGAAGGUCGCUCAAAAGUCCGACAAGGAUGUCGACGCCUUGGCUGAUGCUCUGGGCAAGACUGGCAUCUAG